Molecule: messenger RNA, 1152 nt
Organism: Histoplasma capsulatum G186AR
Lineage: Eukaryota; Fungi; Ascomycota; Eurotiomycetes; Onygenales; Ajellomycetaceae
Exons: 4
Coding region: 1-597 (198 amino acids)
Biological process (GO): small GTPase-mediated signal transduction
Molecular function (GO): GTPase activity; GTP binding
Source: RefSeq, a predicted model, not a curated record
AUGGCACAACAACAACAGACAGACAAUGUUAUGAGAAGGAAGCUGGUGAUAAUAGGUGAUGGUGCCUGUGGCAAAACGAGUCUUUUGAGCGUGUUUACCCUUGGUUAUUUCCCCACGGUCCCUACUGUGUUUGAAAAUUAUGUCACGGAUUGUCGCGUUGACGGCCGGUCAGUUCAGCUGGCUCUGUGGGACACUGCGGGGCAGGAAGACUACGAACGUUUACGCCCCCUGGCAUAUUCAAAGGCUCAUGUCCUCCUAAUCGCAUUCUCUGUAGAUACUCCAGAUUCUCUCGAGAACGUUCGAAAUAAGUGGAUUGAAGAAGCAAACGAGCGUUGCCCUGAUGUACCAAUUAUACUUGUGGGCCUGAAGAAAGAUUUGCGUGAAGAUCCCCAUGCAAUUGAAGAAAUGAGAAAGAAAUCCCUGCGUUUCAUCUCGCCCAAGGAAGGCCAUGAUACGGCGACCCAGAUCGGAGCAAGAAAAUACUUAGAAUGUUCAUCUCUUACCGGCGAAGGUGUGGAUGACGUUUUCGAAGCCGCAACCCGUGCAGCCCUUUUAACCUUUGAAAAGGACAGGAGCUCAUGUUGUAUAAUCUUAUGAGUUCAUGCCGCGCUCCCCAAUGGGAACAACCACCUUCACUGCCCCUUCAUUCCUGGUUUGAGCAUGAAGCAAACCCAUUUGAUGGAUUUAUCAUACUUCUACACUGAAGAAACCUCCCAGAUUUAUCUGUCAUCUUGUCUGGAAUUCUCUUCCCAAUAUCGUUUGAAAAACUGGGUUAUCUCCUUUGCACAAAAUAGUGUUUGACAGGAAACAAUUGAUGGAUAUUGAGUUACAUUCUGUAUGUGACCGACUGCUCUCGAAUUGAUUUAUAUUAUGCAUCUGUGGCGUUAUUUGGGAUUCCAUUUUUCAUAUCUUGGCAGUCUUGUGAUUCUUACCACUUUCAUGUGAAUUCUUUGCAUUUUUAAUUAUUAGUUGAAAUAAUUUUUCCACCUGUACUGUGUUAUGUGAUAAUGCUGCCUUUCCUAACCUCUUUGCCCUUCACGCAACCCCCUUCCUUUCCUCCUUUUACUUCUCCCCUAAGUCCCUUCUCCACUCCCUAAUUUGCUUUAUAUGUUUGUCCGUCGAGCUUACAUUUAAUACCUUUUCGCCUUUGAG